UGCAGCCCGCGGAGUUCAGCAGGACUGUCAAUGGCAGGAUACCAGCUCUGGUCACCAUGGACCCCACUGGACGAGAGCUUCCAAUGGCUGCGGCACACAACACCUACACCUUCCUCCAAGCACCCCUUUAGGGCCUCCCCCUGCUUCCCACACACCCCUUCUGACCUUGAAGUACAGCUGUGCUUUCAAGAGGUCACUCUAGUCCUAGACAGCUCAUUCCUGGAAACUGGAGUGAGUCCCAAGUUACCAUGCCAUACGUCAGAGCUCCAAACCAUGAACAACAAGAAAGAACUGGUCAGGAAGCCCCAGCCCGUUCGCCUCAGUGGAGUGGAUUCUGUCUUUGGCAGGGUCAUCACAGCUCAGCCACCAAAGUGGACCGGGACCUUCAGAGUUUCAGACAAGUCAGCCUUUUGCAAAAUCAUUAGCAGGGAGCAUCAGUGGCCCACUGGACUUAAGGAGCCUCAGAUUCAGAUGACAGUGACUAUGUGCAAACAGAUGCUGCGCUCUAUCCUCUUGCUAUAUGCAACGUACAAGAAGUGCACCUUUGCCUUGCAACACUCCAAGUAAAGGGUCUCCAUUUGAUUCCCAGUUCUUCACACCGUACUCUUUGGUAUAUGUACCUGAAGCUUACAGAAACCUGCCUACAUAAACAAAACUGUGACACUGCCCCAGC
Lemur catta (Ring-tailed lemur) is the source of this 673-nucleotide messenger RNA. RefSeq names its product FANCD2 opposite strand (gene FANCD2OS). The coding region runs from base 31 to 567 and encodes 178 amino acids. The record is from RefSeq and is a predicted model, not a curated record. Lineage: Eukaryota; Metazoa; Chordata; Mammalia; Primates; Lemuridae. The transcript is spliced from 2 exons.